Molecule: messenger RNA, 668 nt
Organism: Exophiala oligosperma
Lineage: Eukaryota; Fungi; Ascomycota; Eurotiomycetes; Chaetothyriales; Herpotrichiellaceae
Exons: 1
Coding region: 279-668 (129 amino acids)
Source: RefSeq, a predicted model, not a curated record
CUUGACAACAUUUCAAUGAGAAGUUUCGAAUGUAUAACGAGAACACACUUGAUUAGAAUAUUCCAUUUCGACAUAUCCCCGUAUCACCAUCAUCACCGUCACCACCAUCACCAAAAACAUCAACGACCACAUUUACCUUCCAUCAAUACUUGACCAAGAGUAUCGGUCCUUCUGGUAAUUACAUCUCACCCAAAACCUACUCCAUAACGAUUCAUCCUUGUUGCCCGAAGAAAAGACAACAAGAACAAAAAAAGAUAUCCAAAAAGAAAUAUCAAAAAAUGUCACAAGCACAUCCAUUUUUCCACAACACGAGUCUCGCCUUGAGCGUUUUCCCUCUCCUCUUCGGGGUCAAUGCCAUGUUCCGACCCACCGCUCAUUUGCAGGCACUCGGGUUUCCUCUACACGACGAGCCCACGGCGAAAAAGUUGAAUCUCGCGCUGAUGAGGAUCUGGAGUGUUCGAAACUUGUCCGUCGGGUUUCUGUUGGCUUUGAUCUGGAACACCGGGGAUGAGAGAUUGAUGGCGAAAGGUCUCGGUGCCGGAGUGGCCAUGUCCCUCACCGACGGGUUCGUGAGUAGGUUGUUGACGGGAGGUGGUGAGACUCAACAUUGGAUUUUCCCACCCGUGGUGGCGGUCGUCAUGGCAGGGCUGUACGGUUGGUUUGAUUGA